AUGAGCAGCUGCGGAGGAAUGAGCCGCGAUUCCACUGACAACAGACUGAAAUUUGUUAAGCGACCGGACGAGAUCACAGAUUUCCGAUGCCGCUCGAAGCUGAAAGUUUACACGCGUUUCUACGUGGGGAGAAUCCGGACCGAGACCCCGGCGCGGCGGCCGCUGAAUGUCCACUGGUCUUUGGCUGUUGGAGGACCCAGGGUGGAAAAGGAUCUCAGGCUCAGACCAGACCCGGUUAGGUCGGCUUGGAUCGUGAGUGUCGGAGAUGAUGACCCAAACGUUUACAGAGUGGAAAUGUCCUGUGGACACGCUGUGGAUCCCAUUUCACUCACGGAAUGGUGUCGGAUCCGUAUCAGCGAGGGUCAUUUCAAGUUCCACUGCCCUGCAGUAAUAGAUGACACAGAUGAAGGCUGUGGAAAGGAAUGGUCCUACGUGGAGGUGUGCAGACACGCAUUGUUCUCUGUUGAGGAACGGCAGUUUUUUGAAGAGAAACUUGCCACUCUCGCCGCUUCAAGUUACUGUGAAUACAAACAGUGUCCUAGGUGUGGGAGUAAUGUGGAACGGAAAGAUGAGACAAACACGUCAGUGACUUGUUCAGUCUGCACAGCCAACGAUGGAACCCCAUUUGAAUUUUGCUGGCAAUGUAUGAAGAAGUGGAAAGGCCCAGCUCCACGCUCUGAUAAAUGUGAUAAUGAAGGAUGCAUUAAUAUCCAGCUGGAAACCUUGAAAAAUUGUGACACAAAAACUUUACCUUACAGCAAUAUUCAAGAUUGUCCUAAAAUCCGUGCUUGUCCCACUUGUGGUUUGCUUAUAGAACAUCAAGAUAUGUGCAAAUAUGUCGUGUGCGUCAGAUGCCAAGUAGAAUUUUGCUUUGCCUGUCUUAACACAAUGGCAAUUUGCAGUGAAUCAUCUGAAAAUGGUGUUGACAAAGUGCUGAAGCUUUGUAAUCAUGCCUAA
Messenger RNA from Hypanus sabinus (Atlantic stingray), 957 nucleotides. RefSeq lists its product as uncharacterized. The record is from RefSeq and is a predicted model, not a curated record. Lineage: Eukaryota; Metazoa; Chordata; Chondrichthyes; Myliobatiformes; Dasyatidae. The transcript is spliced from 6 exons. The coding region runs from base 1 to 957 and encodes 318 amino acids.